GGAAUUAACACCAUUUACCAUUGUGAGUCUGGUGCGAUUCUCUUAUUUUUUCUCUCUCACACUCAUUCCCUCGGUUAUCAACAAACUGUCGUUUAUGCUAAUGCCGAACACGAACACUGACACCGUCAUUGCUUUUCGGUGAUCGUCAUUCGGCCUCAAGACUUCGUGGUGAUAGGGCCGUCAUCGUUGACGAUUUGUUUAUAUACACCUCUAUUCAGUUCUAUCGUGACAGGAAUAAGAACAGCCAUAUAUACACGCAGUAGGAGAAAGCAAGUGUAAACUUUCUUCUGUGCAUAAAUGGUUGAAAAUGUGAGCGUAAUCAGAUGAUACUUUAUUGAUAAACUGAUUUGAGCCGGCCCGCCUCGGAGUUCUUUACGUAAGCAGAACCAUAAACUUUAAAUUUUCACGCUUGCGAUGGAAAAUUCAACGCUCCAACGCGAAACUGAAGACCAGAAAAACAUGGCAGAAGAUUUAUCGAUCAAUAAAAAUAAGAUCAGUUCCUCGCACUACGCCAACAACUAUAUUUGUCGAUUGUGCUUAAAAAAUGAGUCCCAUAUGGAGCCACUGUUCUACGCGAAUCUAUUUCCGAACAUACUGCUUACCAAAAAGAUAUAUGACUGCACAUCGAUACAGAUAAUUUUUGAGCGCAAUCUUCCGAUGUUCGUCUGCAAGCUUUGCGCUAACAAAUUGGACGAGUACAUUCGAUUUCGUGAACGUUGUGUCGCUAAUGAUGAGUUUUUAAGAAAUGCUCUAGCAUUUUUCGAUGCUGGCCAAAACAUUAUCAAAACGGAACAGGAGCGGGCUCCUUCUCCAAUACAAAUGCAUCAACCUAUGGGCCCAAUUGAUUUCCGCCAAACAAAAAGUGCCAUCGAAACAGAAUCCGAACAGGCAGAAGAUGACGAACCUCUGUAUACGGAUAAGUUUUCUUGCAAUGAAUGUCAAUUCACCGCAAACGAUGAAUCCGUAAUGCGUAGUCAUCAGAAGCUGCACGAAGACAAACCUUAUGCGUGCACGCUGUGUUCAAAGUCGUUCAAGAUUCGACAACAUUUAUUAAUCCACAGUCAUACACACGUGGAUCUACAGCAAACAGCCGAACAAACGAUCGACAUGAAGCCAACAUUCAGUUGCACGAAAUGCACCAAAGUUUUUAUCAAUAGAGGUAACCUGAUAAAUCACUCGGCUGAAUGUCACGGAAACGUGAAAAAUUUCAACUGCGAGAUUUGCUCAAAAUCGUUCAAGUACAACGUUCAACUGAGGAUUCACAUGAGAACACACUCUGGAGAACGACCCCACACAUGCGAAAUUUGUCAUCGUGGAUUUUCUCAGCUUUCGAAUCUGAGAUCUCACCGUAAGGUUGUCCACUCGAAAGUCAAACCGUACAAAUGUCAGCUGUGCCUCAAAAGUUUCACCAUGCUAGAUAAUUUGACGGUACACAGCCUGAAGUGUGUUAAGGAUAAAUACCGUUGUACGUUGUGCUCGAAGUCAUUCGCGAAAGAAGGGAAUCUGAUCUCGCACUUGCAGUGCCACAGCGAAGGAGUUGUAGAGAAAAACUUCAAAUGUGAAAUGUGUCCUAAAAGUUUCAAAAAUAAGGAGGAUUGGAAACGUCAUGUUCGAGUACAUACAGGUGAAAAACCCUACAUCUGCGACAUUUGCAAUAAAGGUUUCGCUCAAAAGGCAAACCUGUUAUCCCAUCGUAAAACCCAUCUCAAGCCAGAGAUCGUAUUUAAGUGUGAACACUGCGACAAAGUAUGCCGAACGCAGAAACUGUUAGAAAUACACCUUCAAAAAUGCGGUACAGCUGAAGCGAAAGUUGCCACACCUACUUCUGAGUUGCCAACAACAACAACGCAAUCUCCGCUGGUGUCUGUACCAGCGACAUCCGUUACACCCACAUUAGAAGCAUUGUCCGACUUACUGCGGUACGAGAUUGCUUUGCGCGCUCCGACUGAACUGCAGGAGAUGUUGCUGGCCACGAUGGAAAAGAAGAAAGUGGCUAAACAAAUGGCACCGGUUGGAAACCGCAACUAUCGGUGUGAGGUUUGUUUUAAGGUUUAUUCACAGUAUCCGAGUUUGGUGAAACAUCGGAAGUUGCAUCUUAAAACACCUCGCUUGCGAACAAAAUCUACUGAUGCAGAUGAUCGCCCUUAUUAUUGUGAUAUAUGCGGAAAGAACUUUAAGUUCAACCGGAAUCUAAAGGUUCAUAUGAAGCUACACACCAAAGCAAAUGGUUGCUUCAAGUGCGACAAAUGCAGCAGCACAUUUGAAGUAGCCGAUCAACUGAAACAUCAUCUACUAGAACAUCCCAUCGAUAUGGAAAAAAUUUUCAACUGCGAGUAUUGUUCAAAUACGUUUAAAUCUAAUGAAGAUUUGAAACGACACCGACGAUCCCAUACAGGUGAACGUCCGUUCAAGUGCGAUACGUGUCCGAAGGCGUUUACGCAGCUGUCGAAUCUGCGUGCCCACACGAAAAUCCACGAGAAAAAGAGAACGGCGUACGGUUGCAACAUUUGCCUGCUUGAGUUGGACUCGUUGGAGUCUCUAAAUAUGCACCUUAGAACGCAUCAGUAUCAGUUGUUCGAACUUUGCAGGGAAAUUAAAUAGGAAAGUCUUUGUCGUUUAUUGGCAAGGGCUUAGUAGAAAACUGUGUUAUCCUAGUAUCCGUACUGUAUAUCUAAAAUAUAUAUUAUACAUAUAUACACUUAACGUUUAUACACCAGUGUUAUUGAAUGUUUGAAACAUGUACUAGUGUGAUCAUAAUAGCGAAUAAAUGUUGUUCAUUUAGA
Malaya genurostris is the source of this 2783-nucleotide messenger RNA. Its product is annotated as zinc finger protein 665-like. Gene Ontology annotation, molecular function: zinc ion binding; RNA polymerase II cis-regulatory region sequence-specific DNA binding; DNA-binding transcription factor activity. Gene Ontology annotation, cellular component: nucleus. Bases 415 to 2601 code for a protein of 728 amino acids. The transcript is spliced from 6 exons. Gene Ontology annotation, biological process: regulation of transcription by RNA polymerase II. Lineage: Eukaryota; Metazoa; Arthropoda; Insecta; Diptera; Culicidae. The record is from RefSeq and is a predicted model, not a curated record.